Molecule: messenger RNA, 2141 nt
Organism: Cebus imitator (Panamanian white-faced capuchin)
Lineage: Eukaryota; Metazoa; Chordata; Mammalia; Primates; Cebidae
Product: translation initiation factor IF-2-like
Exons: 2
Coding region: 1037-2110 (357 amino acids)
Source: RefSeq, a predicted model, not a curated record
AGGAAAAUCGCUUGAACCCAGGAGGCGGAGGUUGCAGAGAGCCGAGACCCGAGAUCAAGCCACUGUAGUCCAGCCUGGUGAUAGAGCAAUACUCCAUCUCAUAAAGAAAAAAAGAGGAGUCUCAUCUUGUAAUGAAAAAGGCCGGCAGCCAAUAGCCAACAGUAGGGGGGAGAGGAAUGUAGCGAUGGGAGAGAGGAGGGUGACCUUGUUCCAGGGAAGAUGAUCUCUGCCUCUCCCGUCAAGGGGACAGCCUGUUAGCCUAGGGAUCACGGGGUACAGUCUGCUCCUUUUUUAUGAGUAACCUCAUCCCCUUUCCCCCAGUUUCUUUUCCUCCUCACUCAGAGUUCAGUGGAGCUAUCUCAGAUUCAAGUAAAGCUCAGAAGAGCACAGCACACAAACAUGCAGACCCGACCUGGCCUUUCGUCCCCAGCACAGGCUCUUCCCAGGCCUCUCAGCACAGCUCUCCAGUGCUCACAGAAGGAAUGCUCGGCCUGGCAGCUUCCAGCCAUCUCUGCAUCUCCCCUUCAGCUGGCAGAGCUGAUGCCCUCCGGCUUCUGACUGCCAAGCCUCACGCAGACCUUGUUUUGGACUGAUCUUGUCCAUUCCCUCCUCAGACCUCAGCCAUGAAACACCCUCUUCUUGAGUUUUCCCCAGUCUCCAGGAAGCCCAAAGUCACAUUCAGGGUUUGUGCUGGCUACUUUGAGGUUAACCCAAACUCUUUCUGUCUCUUGUUGACAGACUUAGACUUAGGUACUUUCCUGAGGCUUUCUACUUCCUUUAGACGGCGUCUCUGCCCUUUAAAGUUGACACCUCUUCAUCACCCACCUGUUGCAUAUAAACCACUUCUACUCCAAUGUCCCCUCCCAGCACCAGAGAUGGUAGAUUUAGGGGUGUUGAAAAAAGCAAGAGCGGGAACACCAAGCCCCACCACACAUAUCUCCUCCCCAAACCAUCUCUACCAUAGCAUGAUCCUCCACGGUUCAGAGAGAGGAGAGCGCUUCCUGGGUCAGUGUACUCUAGAGGGGAGGAUGGUAACAUGGAGUCUAUUUGUAAACCUGGGGACAAGGGGAGACCAAGGAAUGAGAGAAUCUGGUGGGAGGCUCUCCUGGCAUGGUGUUCUCUCCCUACCUCACCACCCUCCAUGUCCAUCUGGAGCCUCCCACCGGAGCUCUGCUCUUACAGGUUUUCUGGGAGAAGGUGGCUUAAGGCUGAGACACUUAUGCCCUGGGCCAGCCACUGGGUUCCUAUGCUCCGCUUCACUCCUAGUUACCAGAAAGGCGCAAUCUGGAUGAGUGGAAGGAGAAGGUUCAAACUCUUCACCAGACCACAUGCUGCAGCUGCGAGCACCUGCUUACAGGGAGCCCUGGGGGUUGGGGAAGUCCAGGAGCUAAAUUUAGUCCAAAGGCUGCAACUUAAAUUGGCCACUUGCAGCCCAGAGCAAGCCCGAGCCCCUAAGCAGCGGGGAGAUGUCGCCGCCUCGAGCAACUCCGUCGCCCGCCGCGGGGUUCAGGUGUGCUCGGAGGGCAGCAGCCAGCGAGUUCCCCGCCUCCGAGGCCCCGCGUUCCCGGCCGUGCCCGGCGGGGCUGCUGCUGCGGCACCGCCCCUCCCGGCAGCCCGGCUUCCAGGAGACUCGGCCUCAGCUCCGAAGGGCCGGGGUCAGGGAGCCGGCGUGAUGGCAAAGGCCUGCCCCCCUGCGGCCGCCUCUAGCAAGUUCUCUACCUUGAGAGAAGGGGGGGAGGGAGGCGGCCCGGCUGAGCCAUCUCUGAGGAAUGUGGCUUUGGCAGGACACCCCGUGCUGCCCGCUGCUCCCCGCUCCCCGGCCGGGCUCCUCCUCCUCCAGGGGAGGGUUCGGGGCAGGAAGGAGAAGCCCCAGAGCGUAGGGCGAUGCGGAAGGCAGAAAGGGGGACAGAGGCAGGGACAGAGGCAGGGCCAGGGGAAGGGGAAAAAAGAGCUUCGGCAAGCCAGCUGCCCUCCGGUCUGGCCCUGGUGGAAAGGCGAGACUUCCCGGAGAGAUUCGGCCCACCAACAAGCGCACGGCGCCGCGCGGCCCGGAGGCCCAGCGCCCCACACACCUCGGCUGAGCGCACUGGUGACCUCUAGUGGCCCAUGACCAGCCUGCAGGGCCUGGGGCUGGCGGGGUU